Molecule: messenger RNA, 600 nt
Organism: Pleurotus ostreatus (oyster mushroom)
Lineage: Eukaryota; Fungi; Basidiomycota; Agaricomycetes; Agaricales; Pleurotaceae
Exons: 6
Coding region: 1-600 (199 amino acids)
Source: RefSeq, a predicted model, not a curated record
AUGGCAUUCUUUGGCGUUUUCAGAUGGUUUAUCCUCACCCUCGUCCUCAUGUUGGCCAUCUCGACGCUCGGAGUGGCUGGGCACUUCACCCAUCUUUUCCAUCGAAGCGGCGGGUACAUUCCUCUUGAGGGAUUAGCACUCGCUACCGCCGCGCUUACGGUUUUGACGCUGCCCAUCAUGCUCCUUUCUGACUUGAUUGCACGACGGGCCUUCUUUUCUCGAGUCAAUUGGGACCUCUUGUGGUUGUUUGUCCUAUGGGCUCUGUGGUUGUCAUCCGCCGCCCUUGCCACCCACAACCGUCUUGACCGCUUCUCAGGAAGUUGCCGCUUCCUCGCUUUCUCUGGCUCGACGAUCUGCAGAGAGUUGCGAGCCAUCGAAGGCCUUUCGUACGCCAGUUGGAUUUUGCUCAUGCUUUAUACCUUCGCCGUCUUCGUCUCCGCCAUUACCUCGCACUCUCGCGGACAUCGCGGUGUUUGGCAAUCCGCCUCGCGUGGUCUUCCAUACACUUCCGAGUUCGAUGGUCGUCAACGCGGCAACGUCGCCACGACGGCACCCACCACUGGUGCUCCUCCAAUGACCCAAACCCAGCCAGUCGUUUAA